GUACAUAGACAUGGCUACACCUGCACAGAUACUAAUUUGCCAUUUCCUCUGGCCAGCAAUGCAGGAGGCCAGCAGGAAGGCAGGGACCCGGGGCAAGGCUGCGGCCACCAAGCAGGCCCAACGAGGCUCUUCCAAUGUCUUUUCCAUGUUUGAGCAAGCCCAGAUCCAGGAGUUCAAGGAGGCCUUCAGCUGCAUCGACCAGAACCGUGAUGGCAUCAUCUGCAAGUCGGACCUUCGGGAGACCUAUUCCCAGCUGGGGAAGGUGAGUGUCCCAGAUGAGGAGCUGGAUGCCAUGCUGCAGGAGGGGAAGGGCCCCAUCAACUUCACGGUCUUCCUCACACUCUUUGGAGAGAAGCUCAAUGGGACAGACCCUGAGGAAGCCAUCCUGAGCGCCUUCCGAGUGUUUGACCCCAGUGGCAAGGGCGUGGUGAGCAAGGAAGGGUUCAAGCAGCUUCUCCUGACCCAGGCAGACAAGUUCUCUCAGGCUGAGGUGGAGCAGAUGUUCUCCCUGACGCCCGUGGACCUGGCGGGGGACAUCGACUACAAGUCCCUGUGUUACAUCAUCACCCAUGGGGAUGAGAAAGAGGAGUGACUGAGGCUGCAGUGGAACUCAGGGCCGUGCUCCGGCCACCUCAAUAAACACCAUUUAUAAUGAGCCCUGCGUGGUGGCAUCUCUGUGACAGAU
This is a messenger RNA of Miniopterus natalensis, 685 nucleotides long. The record is from RefSeq and is a predicted model, not a curated record. NCBI's taxonomy places the organism in Eukaryota, Metazoa, Chordata, Mammalia, Chiroptera, Miniopteridae.